AGUAAAAGUAAAUAAUUUAAAAACAAACUAAAAAAAAACAUUUAACCACAAAUUCCACUUUCAAAUCAAGCAAAAAAGUGUUGAAAACUUGAUAAAUAAUUUGCCAAAAAAGGCAAUUAAUUAGCGAAAAGAAUUUCAAUUGCGGCAAUAAAAACAAUUUUCCAGCAAUGUAAAACGCAAUUCGAUUCAACGCAAUGAUUUGUGUGAAAAAGUGAAUUAACAAAAGAAAAUGCAUUAAACAAAUGCGAGUGCGAGUUUUAUAGAACGUGCGGCAACAAAGCGAGAAAAAGGCGACGAACAAUAAAAAAAAGAGAACAGAAGGAAAGGUCCAAAGAGCAGACGCAGAUAAAGAUACAGAUACAUCUAUAGCUGCAGAUACAGAUACAGCCAGAGCUGCAGAUACAGAUACAUUUAUAGCUGCACAUAGAUUGAGAGAUCAGCUCGUGGCAAUGGGCAGCAAGGGCUUCUUCCCGCUGAUGCUGCUGCUGCUGCUCCUCCUCGCCGAUCUCGGCUAUACCGAGGAGCAUGCGCAUCGCCACGCCCACAAUGGCACCACCAGCGGGCCUCCGCCGGCUAGUUCCCGCCGCCAUCAACAGCAGCAGCUGCAGCAGCAGCGCCUGCAGCAGCUGCAGUGGGCGCAGGCGGAUAACAGGCUGGACAACGGCGGUCAUCAUCAUCAUUUGCGGCACGAGCAGCAUCUGCGCGCCGAGCUGGCGGGCAAUGAGAACAGGCAACCGCCGCCGCCGCCGCCAAAGACCAUGCAGCUGGAGCUGGAGCAGCUGGCCAUGUUGGGGCACGGGCCGGGCGAGCAGCAUCAUUUGCGGCAUCACAAUCGCCAUCAUGCCGCCUGGGAGCAGCGCGUCUUUCCGGAGCUGCACCAGCGCCAGCAUCGCCUCGGCCUGACCACAGCUGCGCCAGCAGCUGCUGCCUUGGUGACAGAUGCUCCACUGCCUCAGGCUCUGGGAGGCAAUGGCACUGUGUCCACGCGCUACUUUGAUCGCGAUGGCAUAUAUCCGGCCUGGACGCAGCCGCGCUCGACGCGUGCGCCCAAUUGGCAGCAGGAGAUUGAGGAUGACAGCGAAGAUGAGAAUGAGGACGACGAUGAUGAUGAUGAUGAUGAUGAUGAUGAUGAGGAGGAGGAGGACUAUAAGGAUAAUGAGCCCGUGGCGGAUGAUAGCUUUGCCGCCGAACUGGCCAAGCAAAUGCCGCGCUACUCGUUCUUCAGCCAAAAGCUGCCCCAGAUUAGCUCCAUGGAGCAGGACUACGAUGCCUACGAUCAGGACGAGCCGGCGCUGGUCACCAACAGACAUCCCAAUGUGGCCGCCAGCCACACCAAGGCCGCCGCCAAGCGCAACAUAUUCGACUGGCUCUUCAAGCCAAAGCUCAAGCCGAAGACCUCAACGGCCAAGCCCCAGGCGGAGAGCGCUGACCACGCCUCCGCGGAGGAAGCGGCCUUCUCCAACGAGCAGUGGAACAAGAUCGAGCACGAGCAUCAUCUGAAGCAGCAGCAGCACCAGAAGGAGCUCCAAGCACUGCGCGACAGCAACAAAAACAGAAACAGAAACCGAAACGCGCCGCUGAUAAGAGCCCGAGGCGGCAUUGAUAAUGAGGAUGCGGACAACAGUUACUCGAGAAAUCACAUUGCCGGCACCCUGACGGCCCACAAGCAGAAGAAGCUGGGCACGCCCGAGGCUGUGCUCAACACACAGCGCCAGCUGGCCGAGGAUAAGGCCAAGGCAAGAGCACACAUGGAGGAGGUCAGGGAUGAGAAUAUUUGCCGCUUGCCCCAGCGAAGAUGCCUGCGCAUCGAGCGGGAGACAUCGAAGACCUACUCGCCGCACUGCACCAGCGUCUAUCGCUGUGCCGAGGACAGCGGCUGCUGUCCCCAGCGCAACGAGAUCUGUGCCCCCAAACGCACCCACAAAUUCGAAAGGCAUUUCAAUGUCAUGAACCACAUUGAUAAACGCAUCAGCGUCGAGAAGUUGACCCUUGUGAAUCACACCGAAUGCCACUGCGUGGAGCGCGGCGCGAGCCUGGCGGAGGGGCACGCAAUUGGCACAGGGCUGCCGGAUGAGCAGCAGACCUUGCCCCACUUCGAGUGUCCAGCCCUGUUCGAGAAGAUAUUAGGCAAGGAUGGCAAAUGGCGCUGCGACUGCUCCUCGAGCAACGAUCAUUGCAAUCUAUUCAAGAGCGGCAGCGAGCACUUCUCCCUCAACGAUCGCAAGCGCAUUCGCCAGGGCCUCUACAAGACGCCCACCUGCCAGUACGGGCCGUAUAUCCAGAAGCACGGCGGCUGCCCCACUCAGCACGAGCAGCUGCCCAGCUACAAUGCGCUGGGCAUGUCGUAAAUGCGUUCAAUGGAACCGAAACCGAAACCGAAACCGAAAACGGAACCAGAACCGGAACCGGAACCGGAACAAAAGUAUUAGUAUAAGAUCUGUUAUACCAGGCGAACUUUUGAACCAAAAACAAUUUGUUGUCGAAAGCGAAAGCGAAACCAAAGCGAGUUUUAAGUUCGACUUCGAAGCGAAAAGCCUGGCGAAAUGUAAGUGAAUUUAGUUGCAUAUCCUAUAUACAGAACGAGAACAUCUAUAUCUAUAUAUAUAUAUCUAUAUAUAUAUAUCGAUGACACACAUUUUUUGCCCCUUAUUCAAAGCAAAAUCAUCUUAAAUAGCUGUAAAAAUAUAUUUAAAAAAAAAAAACAGAAAAAAAGUCUAAUUAGCAUUGUUCAUUGAAGUUUACUCAAAAGUUAAAGUGAAUAUAACUUUGACAGAAGAUUAAAUACCCUUGCAUAUAAAAAUAGUUCGAAGGCAGCUAAAAUUCUAUUUCGAUUUGUUAUCGAUUUGUUGAAAUGUUGUAGUCCGAACUCGAUAAGUUAUCGACGCGAAUCUCCCUUUCUUCAGAUAUAUACACAUAUAUAUUCGUGAUCAACCUCGAAAAUAAAAUAUAUCGAUUGCAAGGGUAUCGAUCAUAUCGAAUACAUUUAUGUAUAGUUUAUGCGUAUUUAAAUAUUAAUCGAUAAAAGAAACUCAAUAAUUCUAAACUAUUCCAAAAUCUAAAAUUGACUGCGUUUUAGUUUAAAUUUACUAAUGUUAUGUUAUUUAAUUAUAAAACGAAACGAAACGAAACACUGGAUAAUCUAAAUAUUAUUAGCAAUUUUAAACAAUAUACAUAUGCAUACAUAUUAUUAUAAAGAUAAUUAACAAUAUCAGCGAGAAGAGGAAGACACUCAAAACUGCUCACAAUACAGAGAGAAAUGUUAAGCAUUUGGUAUUAAAUAAAUCCUAACUCGUUUAAAUUAUUCA
Drosophila virilis is the source of this 3305-nucleotide messenger RNA. It is a transcript of the gene Pvf3, whose product is annotated as PDGF- and VEGF-related factor 3. Lineage: Eukaryota; Metazoa; Arthropoda; Insecta; Diptera; Drosophilidae. The record is from RefSeq and is a predicted model, not a curated record. Gene Ontology annotation, biological process: hemocyte migration. Gene Ontology annotation, molecular function: growth factor activity. Gene Ontology annotation, cellular component: membrane.